Molecule: messenger RNA, 243 nt
Organism: Thelazia callipaeda (thelaziosis nematode)
Lineage: Eukaryota; Metazoa; Nematoda; Chromadorea; Rhabditida; Thelaziidae
Source: the annotation of a GenBank genome assembly
AUGGAAAUCAUUACUGGUGGUAAGCUUUUUGGUGCUAGUUGUUUCAUUUUGGAUGAUCAUCAAAAUUUUCAAGAACAUAUAGCUAAGAAUAAUGAUUGGCGCGUGCGGCGAUAUGAUGUAAUGUUAACAAAACAGAAUGUGUCAGUUCAGGCAGUUUCGGACGAUAGUGAUGAUGAAUUAUUUGGUCCAUUGGUGGGAGAUGAUUCCAGCAGACGUCUCGUACCAGAUAAUAGUACUCAAUAA